UGGUAUGCCAAACGCAAAUCAUUUUGUCUAUGUUUUCAUUGGUUCAUAUUUUUGCUUUACUUUAUUUUAUUCUGCUCGCAACAAUCAUAUGUACGAUACAACCUUCUGAUUUGUUUUCUUUUUCAAAAAUAUAUGUAGUUAAUUUACAUGGAUUUCCUGGAUGUGCCUCGGUCAUUGAUUAGUGAGGAGACGUUCAACUACUCGCUGCCCAGGGCUUGCUUUGUGUGCAAUGCAGAUUUUGAGCUUGUUAAAGAAUUUGACAGGAACAAGCUCACCCUCGAGAAGGUUGAUUUUGGAAAGCGCAAUGUAAGAGCAGACCCAAUCUUCCUUUUUUUAAAGAUUUCUUUCGGUGAUAAACAUCUUAUUUUCUUCUUUUUGGUGAUUGUUGUAUGCAGCAUCGCCCUUUGUCUCAAACGCCAUAUGCAGUACUGAAGGCGGACAAGCAAUGUGAGGGUCAGAAUCAACAUCAUCCGGCAAAUAUCACUAAUAGAGCUGACAAAGCCAACACUCAACUCAGUGUUGAGGGUGAUUUAGGUGCCAAGUUUCGCGUCUCUCUGGAUGAGUGGUUGCAGCCGCUCCCUUCCUGCCAAGAGUUAGAGAUACCUUUGCACUUGAAGCCUAUAUAUGAGAAGCACAAAAAUCUCUAUACGGCAGAGUUGAAGAAUGUUGUUACCUCUUUUGGGCAGGUCCUGCAGUCAACUUUCUGCAAGCGGUUGGGUCUCAUGUUGAUGGAAGCGCACUCCAAUGCAGUGUCAAACCAUGAGCACAGGAGUGAAGGUUUUGUCGCCCCAAGAGUCAUUGCAACAAGCAGUGUCGAGCGCACGGGAGCGGUGACUUUUGGCACCCCAACAGCCACUGCAGCAGGCAUUGCUAUCCACUCUUCCAAGUGUCCAUUAUCGGAUCCUGAUUCCCGGGCAGAAGCAGGUGCUGAUGAUCAGAACAAGGCACAACCUGGUGGUGUAGUUGCUACUCCCAAAGUAGUGGAGACCGGUGCAUUAGCUGAGAAGGUUGGGGUGGAAGCGGAACAGGGGGCGGGUCAAAGCACAAGCGUUGCUAAGCGUUCCAGGGCUGCUGCGUUGCAACAAGGUGAGAGUAGCAAUCAUUCUCAUGGGAAGGAUUGUGUGGAGCAGGAGGAAGUUAUACAUCAGGGCGGAAAGGUGACCCCCAAAGAUGCUUGCAACAUGGAUCCUUCGCGGGAGCUUCUGAUAAGGUUGAAACACCAGUUCUUUCCCAGGGCACGGUGCAGGCAAUGA
Molecule: messenger RNA, 1253 nt
Organism: Aegilops tauschii subsp. strangulata
Lineage: Eukaryota; Viridiplantae; Streptophyta; Magnoliopsida; Poales; Poaceae
Source: RefSeq, a predicted model, not a curated record